AAUUAGAAGAAUUUUUUUUAUUGUGUAUAGAAAAAAAUAAUAAGAAUAUAUAAUAAUGUGGCCAAGAGAAGGAGGUGGGUAUUACAUCAGAGCUGAUUCAGAACUGACCAUAAUGAGGGGGCCUCAAAUUGGAGCAUAUGCCAUUCAUUUCAUCCUUUCCCGUUCCCAAGAUUUUUAUUAUAAAAAAGAGAAUGUUAAAGUCACCAUGGACAGAGAAAAGAGAACAAUAAAGGUAGUGGGUGAAGAUCAUUUGGACGAGGAUGGCGAUGUAUGGGCUCACUUUGAACGCGAAUUCACAGUUCCAUAUGGUUACGACAUGAAAAGAGUUAGCUGUGAAUUUUACAAAGACAUGUUUCUCACUAUUGAGAUCCCAAUUAUAUUAUUUCCAAAGAAAGAAACCCAGAGAUCCAUCUGAGCUAGUAAUCUCAUUCAUAUAUCAUCACUAUGUAAUGUAACUAGAUUGGAAAAUGCUAAAAAUCCCCCACCCUUGCUACCACCCAUGCCCUCUCUACAUUAACAUGUGGUAGGGAGGCAAGAAAAUUAAAAUUAGAGGGUGUGUGGAAAAUAGGUACAGAUAAAUAUGUGGUAGAGAAGUGGGUGGAAGCAAGGUUGGUAGCAAGGGUAGGGGUGUCUAG
Messenger RNA from Cuscuta campestris, 635 nucleotides. Lineage: Eukaryota; Viridiplantae; Streptophyta; Magnoliopsida; Solanales; Convolvulaceae. The record is from the annotation of a GenBank genome assembly.